AUGAAGGGAAUGCAGCGUAACCCCAUCUCUUCCUGUCAUUGCAGUGGAGUGGCUAGAUCAGAAAGCAGGAUGAGUGCAAAGGCCCUCUUUGAGCAAAGGAAAAAAUAUUCUAACUCCAAUUACAUCAUGCAUGAAACGUCACAGUAUCAUGUUGAGCAUCUGUCCACCUUCAUCAUGGACAAGACCGAGUCCAUCGCCACUGUGGACGAUGCCAUCAAAAAACUUGUCCUUUUGGAUUCAAAAGACAAGAUUUGGACUCAGGAAAUGCUUUUGCAAGUCACUGAUAAGGCAGUUCGGCUGUUGGACUGUGACACCCAGGAGGAGCUGGAGAACUUCCCCCUACCCACUAUCCAUCUGUCUCAGGCUGUGCUAAACCAAACUCGCUACCCGUCGGUCCUGCUGCUCGUGUGUCAAGACAAGGAUCAGCACCGGCCGGACAUCCAUUUUUUCCACUGUGACGAGGUGGAGGCUGAACUGGUUCAUGCCGAUAUAGACAGUGCACUUGGAGACAACAAAUAUGGAAAGAAAUCAAGGCCUCAGACACUCAAAAUCAACCAGGAGAAAAUGAAGCGCCAAAGAGAGACCAUCAUACCCCACUCGCCGACCAAGCCCGCCCCUGUUGCAAAGGGACGUGUUGCUGCCCCCAUUCCACAAGAGAGGCGAGUCUCUGGACACAAUGACUCAGAGUCGCAUGAAAAGUUGGCCCAGCGCAUUGAGAAGGAUGUACAAAUACUCAACUGUGCUCUGGACGAUAUUGAAAUUUUUGUGGCGAGGGUGCAAAAAGCAGCCGAGGCCUUUUCCCAACUCAGCCAACGCAACAAGAGUAAGAAGAAUAAGAAGAAAGGACCAGCAGAGGGCAUGCUGACCUUGCGAGCAAAGCCCCCCUCAGAAGAAGAGUUCAUCGAUAGCCUCCAGAAACUGAAGCUGGCUUUCAACCUCUUGGCCAAACUGAAGAAGCACAUCCAGAAUCCAAGUGCCUCUGAAUUGGUUCAUUUCCUCUUCGGCCCUUUGGAGCUGGUCCUGCAAAGUUUGCACAGUCCUGAGCUGGUACGGUCCAUCAUCUCCCCCCACCUUUCCAAAGACGCUGUAGACUUCCUGCGGGGUCACCUCACCCCCAAAGAAACUAUCACCUUUGAGCUUCUAGGAGAGGGAUGGACUAAACCCAGAGCUGAAUGGCCAAGGGAUCAGUGUGCUCCUCCUUACUAUCCCAAGUUCCGGAACGGCUGGGAGCCUCCUGCAGAGCUCUUUAGAACAGCUCCGUGGGAAACAGAGGGUCCUGGUGGGACUCCAGUGUCCCCCAUUUCGCUGGGAUCUCCCAUUAGUCCAGAUUACAGGAAACACUCAGCUGAUGAUUUCUAUGGAACUCAUUCUUCUAAUUCGUCCAAUGGGUCCUACAACGGGAUGCUGCCCCCUCGCAAAUUUGCCAAAAUCCGUUACCACUUUGUAGCGCGGAAUGCCAAUGAGCUGUCAGUGCUGAUGGAUGAAAUUCUUGAGGUGAUUGAGGACGGCAAGCAGUGGUGGAAACUAAGAAAUCAUAGCGGCCAAGCAGGUUACGUUCCGUCUAACAUCCUGGAUGUUGUCAGCAUUUCAGAGCAUGAUGCUAUAUACGGCCAGCAAGGCUAUGGUGCAAUAUCCCCACGUUCACUCAGCCCAGGAGAUAACUUCAGCAAGGGUCGGCACAAAGACAAGAUGAUGGAUGAAGUCAACAGCGAGCUACUGAUGAAGAUCACUGCAAACAAAAGCCAGGCACCUGCCAGAAAGUUCCGCGUUGAGCGACCAGUCGCAAGUAAAGUAACACUGACCGAACAAUCCAGCCCAGAGCAGGUCAAGUCUUGGCUCACUGACAAGGGUUUCUCCAACGCGACGGUGGAAUGUUUGGGCAUCCUGACUGGUGCGCAGUUGUUUUCCCUCAAUAAACAAGAGCUGAAGGCCGUGUGUGGAAACGAAGGCGCCCGCGUCUCAUCUCAGAUCACCGUGCAGAAAACACAAAUAGAGAAAGCGUGUGGAGACAAUGAGCUUCAAGAGGUCAUGAAGCGCAGACAGGAGCGAAUCGACUCAGGCAGCACAGACUGA
Molecule: messenger RNA, 2073 nt
Organism: Nerophis lumbriciformis (worm pipefish)
Lineage: Eukaryota; Metazoa; Chordata; Actinopteri; Syngnathiformes; Syngnathidae
Source: RefSeq, a predicted model, not a curated record